AUGCCAGUGCGGAGGGGGCAUGUAGCGCCCCAGAACACCUUCCUGGGAACCAUCAUAAGGAAAUUCGAGGGGCAGAACAGGAAGUUUGUGAUUGCCAAUGCGCGUGUCCAGAACUGCGCAAUCAUCUACUGCAACGAGGGCUUCUGCGAGAUGACGGGCUUCUCCCGUCCCGACGUGCUCCAGAGGGCCUGCACAUGUGACUUCCUGUACGGGCCCCUCACCAAGAGGCACGACAUCGCACAGGUGGCCCAGGCGCUCCUGGGCAACGAGGAACGCAAGGUGGAGAUCACCUACUACCGCAAGGAUGGCUCUGAUUUCUUCUGCGUGACCCACAUCAUCCCGGUGAAGAACGAAGAGGGCGUGGUCAUGAUGUUCAUCCUCAGCUUCGACCUCCCGUUGAGCAAUCAUGGCUCAUCCACAGCUGUCAAUCACACUACCUCCAACCCAUCACCACAGAGGAGGGGCCGCCUGUUCCGCUUCCGGUUGCCAGGGCUGGGGGUGCUGGGCGUGAGUAAGCAGUCUCUUCCUCAGGAGGAUCCAGAUGGGGUGACGGUGGAUCCCCCUCCUGCACCUCCCUCCUCUGGCAACCUCAACUCCUCCUCCACCCCUCACCGCCGCCGCUCCUCCUGCUCCUCCUCCUCCUCCUGUGUCUCCUCCUCCAUGACCCCCCGCGACCUCCACCCCCCCACGCACGACAGCUGCAGUCCCUCCCACACCAACGACACGCGCGCCCUGAUUGGCUCGGCCUCCGACACCCGUGCUUUGAUUGGCCCCGGCUCCCCGGCCCUGUCUGGACCCCAGGACCACUCGUCGCCGCGUAGCAGGGGACAAGAGGCCAAUCGCGAUGAGAGGCGGGAACAUGAGCAGGAAGUGGAGGGUUUAGGGGCGGAGUCUCGCGUCUGCCUCAGGAGAUCGUCAUCGGUACACGACAUCGAGGCCUUCAGAUGCAACAACCGCAACCAGCGCUUUAGAGACCGCCACGCCAGCGAAGAUAACGGCCGCAGCAUUAAAGGCUCUCGUUCCUGGAUGGCGGCUGGUCCCUUCACCCAGAUCAAGUCGAGUCUCCUGGGCUCCGCCUCGGAAUCGAACCUGCACAAGUACAGCACCAUCAACAAGAUCCCCCUGAUUACUCUCAACUUCGCAGAGACCAGUGGCGACAAGAAGGCCCCCUCGCCACCUUCCUCAGAUCACGCCAUUAUCGCGCCCAAGGUCAAGGUCACGCACAAUGUCACCGAGAAGGUCACACAGGUCCUAUCUCUGGGUGCAGACGUGCUUCCCGAGUACAAGCUCCAGACGACGCGUAUAGACAAGUUCACCAUCCUGCACUACAGUCCGUUUAAGGCGGUGUGGGACUGGCUGAUCCUUCUGCUGGUGAUCUACACGGCCAUCUUCACGCCCUACUCGGCCGCCUUCCUCCUCAACGACCUGGAGGAGCAGCGGAGGAGGGAGUGUGGCUACUCCUGCUCGCCCCUCAACGUGGUGGACCUCAUGGUGGACAUCAUGUUCAUUGUGGACAUCCUCAUCAACUUCAGGACCACCUACGUCAACGCCAACGAAGAGGUGGUGAGUCACCCAGCUAAGAUCGCCGUGCACUACUUUAAAGGCUGGUUCCUCAUCGACAUGGUGGCUGCUAUACCAUUCGACCUGCUCAUCUUUGGCUCUGGAUCAGAGGAGACAACCACUCUGAUUGGCCUGUUGAAGACGGCUCGGCUGCUGCGAUUGGUGCGUGUGGCGCGUAAGCUGGACCGCUACUCGGAGUACGGUGCGGCGGUGCUGAUGCUGCUCAUGUGUAUCUUCGCCCUGAUAGCCCAUUGGCUGGCCUGCAUCUGGUACGCCAUAGGCAACGUGGAGCAGCCUUACCUCGAGCACAAGAUUGGCUGGCUGGACAACCUGGGCCUGUCAAUCGGAAAGAUGUAUAACUACAGCGUGCCGGGUUCGGGCCCGUCUAUUAAGGACAAGUACGUCACCGCCCUCUACUUCACCUUCAGCAGUCUCACCAGCGUCGGCUUCGGAAACGUCUCGCCCAACACCAACUCAGAGAAGAUAUUCUCCAUAUGCGUCAUGCUCAUCGGAUCUCUGAUGUAUGCCAGUAUCUUUGGUAACGUGUCGGCCAUUAUCCAGCGACUGUACUCUGGCACGGCGCGCUACCACCUGCAGAUGCUGCGCGUGAAGGAGUUCAUCCGCUUCCACCAGAUCCCGAACCCCCUGCGCCAGCGCCUAGAGGAGUACUUCCAGCACGCGUGGACGUACACCAACGGCAUUGACAUGAACAUGGUCCUGAAGGGUUUUCCAGAGUGUCUGCAAGCCGAUAUUUGUCUCCACCUGAAUAAGACGCUGCUGCAGGACUGUAAGGCGUUCGAGGGCGCCACUAAGGGGUGUCUGCGAGCGUUGGCCAUGCGCUUCAAGACCACGCACGCGCCCCCUGGGGACACGCUGGUGCACUGCGGAGACGUGCUCACCGCACUCUACUUCCUGGCACGCGGCUCCAUCGAGAUCCUCAAGGACGACGUGGUGGUCGCCAUCUUAGGGAAGAAUGACAUUUUUGGGGAGAUGAUCCACCUCUACUCUAAGCCAGGCAAGGCCAACGCGGAUGUGCGUGCCCUGAGCUACUGUGACCUGCACACUAUCCAGAGAGAGGAGGUGCUGGAAGUGCUGGACAUGUACCCUGAGUUUGCAGACGACUUCCUGUCCAACCUGGAGCUGACCUUUAACCUCAGGGACCACAAUGCCAAGAGCUCCUAUUGCCCAGCAAGUGACUCAGAGGAGGAGGUGAGGUAUCGCAGGAAGCUGUCCAACAACAGGAAGUCCUCAACAGGAAUGCAAGGCAGAAGUGCAGGCAGCGAGAUGGAGCGAAGGAUGGAGAAACAGCGAGAGGAGGAGAGGAAGAAGGGAGCCGCAACGGAUGAGGAGGAGAAGGAGGAGGAGGAAGAAGAGGAGGAAGAAGAGGAGGAUGAGAAGGAAGACAAGAAGGAGGAGAGGGAGAAGCAGGAGGAGAAGCCUCUGUGUUCAGGGGGGUUGGACCAGCAGCAGAGCAUGGCUCCAUCCUCCUCAGAAACACACACCGACACACACACCCUGGACCCCAGCCAGAGAUACACAGAGGUGUGUUGUGAAGAGUGGCCUUGUGGGAAGGGGGAGGGGCGUCUGGAGGACUCGACGGUGGAGGAGGGCAGAGCGGCGGAUGACAGUGACAGCGACAUCACCUACGGGGAGGUGGAGCACAGGCUAGACCUGCUACAGGAACACCUCAACAGGUUGGAGUCCCAGAUGACGGCUGAUAUCCAGGCCAUUCUGCAGCUGCUGCAGCGUCAGAGCACCCAGACACACACGCACGCACACACUCACACACACACCCAGUGCCCCCCCGCAUACAGCACCGUCACCUGCAGCCCUGAGUACACCAGGCCAGCCAUCAGAGUACAGCCCCUCACACAGAGUUUGGACGCAGAUGAGGGUAGCCAGCUCUCCAAAGAGGCUCUUGUAUCCACGGAGACACUGUUGGAAGGGGCGGGCUGUUCAGGCCUGAAGGCGGGGCCAGAGGAAGCCCAGCUCUCCCACUCGCCGCUGCCCAGGGCUCAGCUGUCACUCAGGCAAUCCUCACUGCCUGAUUCGUCGACAGCUGUCUGUGGCCACGCCCCUCUUGUCCUCCAGCGACCCACCUCGGACCCGGCUCUCCCGGGAAUGUAAACACACACACACACACACACA
This is a messenger RNA of Engraulis encrasicolus (European anchovy), 3708 nucleotides long. RefSeq names its product potassium channel, voltage gated eag related subfamily H, member 7 (gene kcnh7a). Gene Ontology annotation, cellular component: plasma membrane. Lineage: Eukaryota; Metazoa; Chordata; Actinopteri; Clupeiformes; Engraulidae. Bases 1 to 3687 code for a protein of 1228 amino acids. The record is from RefSeq and is a predicted model, not a curated record. Gene Ontology annotation, molecular function: inward rectifier potassium channel activity. The transcript is spliced from 21 exons. Gene Ontology annotation, biological process: potassium ion transmembrane transport; membrane repolarization during action potential.